This is a messenger RNA of Selaginella moellendorffii, 1431 nucleotides long. Its product is annotated as violaxanthin de-epoxidase, chloroplastic. The record is from RefSeq and is a predicted model, not a curated record. Gene Ontology annotation, biological process: xanthophyll cycle. Gene Ontology annotation, molecular function: violaxanthin de-epoxidase activity. Lineage: Eukaryota; Viridiplantae; Streptophyta; Lycopodiopsida; Selaginellales; Selaginellaceae. The coding region runs from base 195 to 1388 and encodes 397 amino acids. The transcript has 5 exons.
UGGCCGUUGGCCAGUGAAAUAAGCGGCGGAUCCAUGGGCUACGUGGGAGAAAGGGGCAAGUUAUCCAUGGAGUUUCAGAAGAGUUCUAGAUGUGGUGACCAGGUACUAGACUCGCCAGGCCGCAGCAUUGCUUGAGCAAAUGGGCUGUAGAAAGAUCGGGGAUCAAGCAGCCAAAGAAAAACUAUAACCAGGUUAUGCUUCUCACGAUCGUCUCCCAAGAUCGCCAGGAGCUUUUCGGGACGCAAUGCAGAGAGCCCAUCAUCAAGAAAUCCAUCGAGAAGAGGGAAUUUUUGCUAGGAAACCAUUUGAACUGGAGAACACACAUAGCUGCGGUUUUUGCUGGCGCGAUUUUGCUCGCAACACCCGCUCUUGCGGCCGAUGCUCUCAAGACGUGCUCCUGUCUUCUGAAAGAAUGCCGAUUGGAGCUCGCUCGAUGCAUUGCAGAUCCUUCGUGCGCUGCCAACGUUGCGUGCUUGCAAACUUGUAACGAUCGACCUGACGAGACCGAGUGCCAGAUAAAAUGCGGAGACAUUUUCGAGAACAAGGUGGUGGACGAAUUCAACGAUUGCGCAGUGACCCGCAAGAGCUGCGUCCCGCAGAAGAAAGACGAGGGGCGUUUCCCAGUCCCGCCACCCUCGGCACUCGUCCAGAGCUUCGACACCACGAAGUUCACCGGGAAAUGGUUCAUCUCCAGCGGCCUCAACAGGUCCUUCGAUACUUUCGAUUGUCAGCUCCACGAAUUCACCGCCGCUCCACAGAGAUUGACAGGGAACUUGAGCUGGAGAGUGAACACUCCCGACGGGGGAUUCAUCACUCGAAAAGCAGUCCAGAGCUUCCAACAGGACUCCAAGAAUCCAGGAGUUCUCUACAACCAUGACAACGAGUUUCUACACUACAGGGACGAUUGGUACAUUCUUUCGUCCAAGCUGGAGAAUCGGGGAGACGACUAUGUUUUCGUGUACUACCGAGGAUCAAACGAUGCAUGGGACGGAUAUGGUGGCGCCGUCGUCUACACUCGCAGUAGAACACUGCCGCGCAGCAUAGUGCCCGAGCUCCAGCGCGCGGCAGCCAAAGUGGGCCUGGAUUUCGCAAAGUUCUCGAGCACGGACAAUUCGUGCGGGCCGGAGCCGCCGCUGCUGGCGCGGAUCGAGAAGAAAGUGGAGGAGGGCGAGAGCGUCCUGGCCGAGGAGGUGCGGGGCAUCGGCAGGGCCGAGAAAUCGCUGCUGGACAAGAUCGAGAGCGGGAUCAAGGAGCUGGAGAAGGACGAGGUCAGUUUCCUCAAGGGAUUGAGCGAGGAGGAGAAGGCGCUGCUGGAAACGCUCAAGAUGGAGGCCAAGGACGUGGAGAAGCUUUUCGGGGGCGCGGUCCCGGUGAGGAAACUCCGCUAGCCAGGAGCACUAAAACUUUAAAACACGCGAAUAUUCACAAGCA